This is a messenger RNA of Miscanthus lutarioriparius, 552 nucleotides long. NCBI's taxonomy places the organism in Eukaryota, Viridiplantae, Streptophyta, Magnoliopsida, Poales, Poaceae. The record is from the annotation of a GenBank genome assembly.
AUGUUGCCCUCGAGGAACAAGGAGAACCAGCUGCCAGUUUGGGCGUCGAGGGCCACACUGACAAAGAGGAGCCCACUUCCUGGAUGGUACCCCAGGACGCCUCUCCGUGAUAUUACAGCCAUUGCAAAGGCCAUUCAGAGAAGCCGUUCAAGGAUUGCUGCAGCUCAGCAGCAAAGCCAAAGGAUUGAGCAGUCUCCGCAAUCUGUGAACGUGACUACUGCAGCACAAGCAGAACAGGAUGCUCCUCACAUUGCUGAAGCCUCCCAUGCUGUUGCAUCUGGCUCCGGCUCAACUGAAAGAGAAACUGUAGCAAACCCUGCUACUGUCUUGGUUGAUGACAAUUUGAAUGUGUCUUCCUCGCCAGCAGAAAGCUCACUGAAUACUCCAUCCAAACCAAUGGAUCCUGCCCUUUCAGACAUCGUUGAGAAGAAACUUUCCAGUUCAAUAGAGAAGAUAGAGAAGUUGGUGAGGAAAAACCUGAAGCGAACACCAAAGGCUGCCCGGGCCUCCAGGAGGGCCACCCAGAGACGCAAUCUCAUGUCCAUGCGAUGA